AUGGCGAACAACGACCCAGAGCUGCCGCCUUUAGGCGACGAUGAGAGCGGCGUAAUGGGACUGACGCAAGUGGAGCCCUCGCCUGUCGAAGAGACACCCAUCGAGUUCAAAGAAGGCUAUUUUCCGCCCGAGCAAGCCUCGAGAGCAACGACGCUGGGCUUGGGGAACCAUGGACCUGCAUAUUACCUCACACGCAUCCAAAAAUACUCCUCCUACGCCUUCACCGUCUUCGCCUCCUUCCACAUAACCAACACCUCCCUCGUCCCGCUCCUCACGCGCUCUGUCCCCGAAAGUAAUCGCUACCUCCUCCUUACCCGGCCGUACUACCAGUCCUCUCUCGCCGAACCCAUACUCGUCGCACUCCCUCUCGCCGCACACAUAACUUCCGGCAUUGCACUGCGCUUCUACAGACGGCACCUGUCGCUGAAGCGUUACGGCGCGGAGACACAAACCGAUCGGAAAACGAUACCGUGGCCUGCGCUGAGCGGAACGAGCGCGCUGGGGUAUGCGUUGGUCCCACUAGCGGGGUGGCAUGUGUGGACCACGAGGAUAUUGCCGACGUACUUGCACGGGGAUAAUUCGAUGAUAUCUCUAUCGUACAUCAGCCACGGGUUCGCUCUCCACCCGAUAGUCUCAUUCGGGGGCUUCAUCGCCUUAGUAUCCGCAGGAACAUUUCACUUCGUAUGGGGGUGGGCCAAGUGGCUAGGCUUUUCUCCGGCGCAAGCUUCGCCGACCGAGUCAAGAAGACAUCUCACAAAGAAGAGACGGUGGUACACCAUCAAUGGAAUCUCGAUAGCCCUGACGGGACUCUGGCUAGCAGGAAGUCUUGGAAUAGUAGGCCGAGGGGGGGAAACGGGCGGGUGGAUAGGGAGGGAGUUUGAGGAGCUGUACAGUGCUAUGCCUUUGAUUAGAUGGUAG
This is a messenger RNA of Didymosphaeria variabile, 918 nucleotides long. RefSeq lists its product as uncharacterized. Gene Ontology annotation, cellular component: mitochondrial outer membrane. The record is from RefSeq and is a predicted model, not a curated record. The coding region runs from base 1 to 918 and encodes 305 amino acids. The transcript has 2 exons. NCBI's taxonomy places the organism in Eukaryota, Fungi, Ascomycota, Dothideomycetes, Pleosporales, Didymosphaeriaceae. Gene Ontology annotation, biological process: lipid homeostasis; mitochondrion organization.